AUGAUCGUAGCCGAGAGAACCCAAUCCCGAGUAGGCGCUUCAGAUUGGAUGAGGGGGUUUGUACUGGGUCAAGGGGGGCUGAACUGGACUGGGGGUUGUACCACCUUAGCCCCGUCGUUUCAUAGAGCGCAUAGACAUUCUUCACGUCGCAUUUUUUUCUUUUUGAACUGUGUCUGUUGCGCACCCAAAAUGCGUGGCGACGUAGUACAAAAAAGCUUACGUAGAAAAAAGCUUACGUCGCGGCGACUUUUAAUUUGCACUAUGCAGAAGGUCAAGUGCGGAAAACAUAGAGUGCGGAAAGUCCACGUAUAAUACAUUAUGGAACGACUUGUAGUUAUACUUAUUAUUAGGUCAGGGGUUCAAAAAAGGUUCUCUCACUAAAAUUAGAAGCUCGCAAACACAUCAAGUUUAGGUUUGUACCGAACAGGGAAGUACUCCAAGUGCCACGCUAAUAUUUUCUUUAAAUUCUGCACGAACAUUGGGCAUGAACUAAGUAUCAGUUCCAGAAAGUUUUAGCUCGCGCUUUGAAGGCGAAGCCGAGAUAUUGAACGAUCUUUCUCGCUGAGAGAGUACGCUAAGCGCGGAGAAUGGUCAGAGAGAAAAACACUUUUUCGCCAUAACUUUGCUAGUUUCGUGCGGAAAAAAUUGAUUUUUUGUGGAAAGAUUACUUUAUGGUAGAAAUAGGCAUGAGACUUUUCGUGCCGAAGUUCGGCAAAAAAUGUCAAAUUUUCGCCAACUUUCGAACUAAAAAUCUCGGUGGUUUUUGCAAUGCGCGAGCUAGGAGUGUCUCAUAUAUUUUAGAAAAAAAUGUUUUAAGUUUGAGCCAAUUUUCAUCAACAUCUGAGCGUCGCACUUGGGGUACUUCCCAUUUGAACUGUUUUAACUUCUUGAACUCAAAUUCAAUUCAAAGUUCAAGUUCACUGUGAACUUUUGACCUAAAUCAUUCAACAAGCAAAUUACUCCAAGUGCAAAGUUCAGAUUUUUUUAAAAUUUUGCAUAUACUUCGGGUACUGCCGAGAUGUUGAACCACCUUUGUGGCCGAGAUAAAAUUUCUGAGUCUAAAUGUAUAAUAUGUUAUUUCAUGUACUUAAUGUUCCAAAUUUGAUUGUAAAACACAUAUUAAAAUUGUGACUUUCUACUGACGCCAACAUCCAAACAUAAUCGAAUUUUCCCGGGUUAUAGCGCACUCGUGCCCUAUUGUUUCGUACUUUCAUCCAGGACAAACGUCUUUUCUAUUGUAAACUUGGUUUUCAGCAGCCCAUGGCCAACUUUAUUAUCGAAUUUUUCUGGUUCAACGACAUCUUGGGAUCGGUGUUGGGCGUGAUCUUGAGCUCAUUGCUGAUCUUCGCCGUGUUCCAGCGGCGCGAUGGCAAGACAAAACAACUUCAUCCCUACAGUCGGAUGGUGUUGGUGAUGGCCGUGAACGACUUCUUCUUCUGCUUUGUGGAAGUGAAUGUGCAGCAUGUAAGUGAGACAGUACUGUAUAUAUCGCGCUGAAUUAUCAGUCUGUCGGGAAAAUAGUGGUGGUUGUCGCAGAAAAAUGUUUCGAAAAAGUGACUAACCGUAGCAAAACGAUCAUGUGCGAUUUCAAGGCCCGCUGUUAUAUUUCCGACAAACUGAUAUCGCUAUCGCGCGUGACGUUGUGCAGAAAAACAAAAUUGCACUGUGCAAACUCAUUUUUUAUGGCAUUCGCGGUACAAAUGGGGGGUUUUCGCAGAGCGUCAGAAAAAAUGCACAGUGCAAAGUUGCAGGAAAUUCUUAGGACUUUAUAGCUCGAGUAUUUACUUAUUUUUGUUUCUAUAAUAUUAUCAAUCUGUCGGGAAAAUAAUGUGGAUUCGUCGCACCUUUAAAUCGUCCACCAUCGCCUUGCAACGGGCUAGUCGCAGCUGAAGAUUUGAUGAGAAAAUGCGACGAAUCAUUGCAGACAUUUUUCUUCGACAAAUCCACAUUAUUUUCCCGACAGACUGAUACUUUCCCUUUUUUAAACAACCAUUAUUUAUAUGUUUGCCUUUUCAGAUCCUGGCUUUCGGAAAUUACAAAAUGUUCGUCAACGCCCACGGCACAGAAUAUCACUUUCUGAGCAGUCGCGAACAUCCCUAUUCCUUCAUGGUUCAUGUGUUUUUCCUCAUGAAUACGAUCACUCUGCUGCCGGCGGUCUACUCGUAUCGAUACGAGUUGAUGAAAAAGUAGGUUUUUUGAUGUUUGAAUAUCAGUCUGUCGGGAAAAUAAUGGGCACUCUGUCGCUUUGAAAAUUCAUUUUUCCGUUGUCGAGAAAAUGAAUCGUGCCGUGGCAAAAUGAAAUUGCUUUUCACUUCAGCGACGCAAUUGGCGCAUGACAUUGUGCUCAUUAUUUUCCCGACAGUUUGAAACAAGGGUAAAAGAGCAGUCAGGAGGACAGAAAUUGGGGACAAAAAAAUUAAAGAAGCGAGGGCAAAAACGCCCAGUACGGUCGGUCCAGAUAUGGCUGGGGCCGGGCUUUUGGGGCGCAGGAAAUUUUCAAAACGGCAGGGUGCCCUCGACGAGGGCUAAAUUUGCCACAAGCUUCAUCAAAAUCAGGGUGUCGUUUUUCAAAAUGGCGGGCCCACACUGGUAACCACUUUGCGGGCAGCUAGAAGAGCUACGGAAAUUCUUCGGGCAAAUUGUGAUCAUUAUUUUCCCGACAGACUGAUGGAAUUAGCAGUAUCUCUUUAUGUGCUACACGGUUUAAAGAUUGGGGAAAAUUCAGGUCCUAGGAGGGUUUAUCUUGAGGUAUUUUGCAUGUAUUAAGGCAACAAUACCCGGGUAAAACUUUCGGAUCUUCGUUUUUUUUUUGAUUGCAAAUAUCUUCGCCCCGUCUCCGCAAAGCCUUCUCCGCCUAGCACGCAAGGCUUUACCAGUCUUGUAGGCAUUUCCUACAACCUUUUUUUGACCCUCAUAAAUCUCAUUUUCAGUCCUGCCGCCGCUGAAAGUUGGUCGCCCCUUCUGCGCCGCGUCUUCAUCUCCUGCGCGUUGUCCUUCAUCUGCGCGACAUGCGGCUGGCUGGCGGUUCAUCGAGCCCUACAAAACGGCCACGAAUACUAUCUACAGUUUUUGCCAGACGCCUGGAUUGACGAGCACAACCACACCAACUUCGUCUACCCGGUUGACGUCGAGAACCCGGAGGGCGUGAGUUGGGUGGCGGCGUUGGUGAUCGAAAGUGCAUUGUGCAUCGUUGGCGCUGUGUAUUACGCUGCAAAGGCGUAUGCAUUGGUCAACCACAAGAGCCACUUCACAAGUGCCAGAACGAAAAGCAUGCAGACGCAGUUUACACGGAGCAUCAUUGCGCAGGUAAGGAGAGUUCACCAUUAGAAGGGUUGAAGUGAAAUGCAUACAUUUUCUAUAAAUAUUGCACACAUGUCGGGGAUAGGCCACACUUUAAUUCCUGAAAAUUUUAGCUUGCGCUUUCCAGGGGCAGCUGUAUUCGACUAGGUUUUCAGCUGGCGGAGAGUGUAAAAUGCGGAGAGCGAGCAGAGAGGAAAACACUUUUUGGACGUAUCAUUGCCAGUUUCGCGCGGAAAAAAAUGAGUUUUUGUGGAAUUUCAUUACCUCCUACAAUAGAAAUAUUAUAAGUAUGAGCCUUUUCAAACCAAAAAACAGGAAAAAAUUUGGAAAGACGUGUUUUUUUUGGCCCGGCGCUUCGCAGCUUGCGCCCUGGUAUCCCGACUGCGAAUAAAAAUAGGAAACAGCCUAAGCGCUAAACUAAGCCUAAGUCUAGCCUGCCUAAGCCCGACAUUCCUUGUAACCGGGAUUGUUCGGGCGCAAGCUGCAAGACCUUCUUUUCGCUGGGGCCAGAAAAAGGAAAUGUUACCAAAAAUUGGCGUAUUUUUCCAACGUCCGACUAAAAUUUCUGGUUUGGUUUUGCAUAGCGCGAGCUAGGAAAAUUAACUUCUUUCCGUUGAUAAUCCACGAAAAAAAUUCCGUUCUCCUCUUUUUGCUUACACUCUCUCUCUCUCUCUCUCUCUCUCUCUCUCUCUCUCUCUCUCUCUCUCUCUCUCUCUCUCUCUCUCUCUCUCUCUCUCUCUCUCUCUCUCUCUCUCUCUCUCUCUCUCGCUCUCUCUCUCUCGCUCUCUCUCAUUGAAUAGACUGUUUCCAAAUUUUCCAAUAACCUGAGAUGUCAUUCUUUUUUUCCCUUCUAAAAAUAGUCUUUUUUCAGACCCUAACCGUAAUCCUGAUGGCGAAUAUGCCCGCCGGGGCGGUGUUGUUCUGCAUUUGCUUUGGAUUCAAGAGCAACUACGUGGGCACUCUCAUCCUCUGGCCAUUUUCUUGGGUCUCCGCGGUCGCUUCACUACUGACCUUCUACUUCAUCCGCGACUAUCGGCGCUGGCUGUUCAAUAAGUUUGGCUAUGAAGGGGAGAAGUCGACCUAUCAGUCGUCGAAUAUCAGCAACAUCACAAAAACUUCUUUGCAUUAA
Molecule: messenger RNA, 4429 nt
Organism: Bursaphelenchus xylophilus (pine wood nematode)
Lineage: Eukaryota; Metazoa; Nematoda; Chromadorea; Rhabditida; Aphelenchoididae
Source: the annotation of a GenBank genome assembly